UUUACUUCAAAGAGACAUGUUUUAGUCAAUAGUUUUACGUUAGGAUUAUUGACAAAUGCACUGGGUUGUUACUUUAUGUUGGUAAUUAUAUAUAGAUAAAAUAUACCUAGAGACUUGAUGAAAUUGACAUUUGUGUUGUUACUUGAAUGAUUGACAGAAAAAGGACAUCAACUGUGGAUUUGAAAUUGACAAUUUGUUUCGGAACAUUGAAUUAAAUAGAACAAAAGGAUAACCGAUAUUUGUGAAUCAUUUGCAACAUAAAAACCCGGUUAAUUAAAUUGCUGAACAAUUUAUGGAAUUCGUCUAUGUGGAAAAUUAUAGGGUUUCUUCAAGACCAAAAUUCUGAACUAUAUAGAAUGAUUGAAGAAGGCUGGUAAUUAUUUGGAACAAAUGAUAAUAUCACAAUUGUAAACAGCUUAAUUGAUGGAAAUCAGUUAACAUUGUGUAAAGCUCAAACAAUACAAUUUCUCGAAAACUGUGACAAACAGUCACCGUAAUAAACUUACCGAUUGUCAAUGUUAUUUUAUUUAUUAAGAUGACUUCAGUAUUUGCCGAGAUCUCAGGUCGUUUAGAAUCUUCGAGACCUAACGGGUUCAGACAAGAUCUAACAACUAAACCACCAAAUGGAUUACGGAAAAGUAUGACUCUACGACCGACAAAUGACCAGUUGUCUAUGAUAGAAACGCACAACAACGAAGCCAUUCGAGCUGGAAAAUGUGCAUAUUUAUCUGAUGGUGGAGAGGAUUCGGACAAUGACGAUGGAAAUUAUCGUCGGGGAUCGAUAGAUUUAUCACCUUACUCGUCCGAUUCAUCGUCCGAAGAUGAAAAUUAUAGAAGGAACCAGCUAAGGUAUGAGCAUUACGAUCCCGAUAUGUUUGAACCAGACGAAAUAUACGACGAAAGAAACGAGGAAAGUGACGAUUGCAAUUUCGGUAAAUCGACGAAACGGCACAUAAUGCGUGAAAUACUUCACAAUGGUGUGGAAAUCCGGCCUAAUAUUAUCGACGAUUUUGGAGGCUGGGAUACAACAUUUACUGUUAAAAAUUCAAAACCAUCAAGGUCGAAUAUUCGGCGAUACACUAAAAUUCCCCGAACGCCAUCGUCGGCAUUUCCACGACCCAAUACCGAACCAAAGGACUCAACCUUUUUAUUUAAACAUUAUGACGAUAUUUCCGAGUAUAUUAAACAAUACAGAAAAGAAGAAUCUAUUAAAGACAAUCGUUUAAAGACCGCUAACGAGGGAGAGGAGGCCAUGUUGAUUCCUGAUCCAUAUGCUGCGAAAUUAAAGGGAAAUAUGUGUUCCAUAGCUGAAAAUUGUGAUUUCUUAACGGUCUAUGCAAGUAGCACUAAAGAAAAAGCAGACAAAAUGAAAGAAAAAGAAGCCUGUAAAGAAAAACAGCAAAGCAUAAUAUUGCCGAGACCUCGACCAUCAUCGCUUGUUUACUGUCCUUCGCAUGAUUCGGAUGAAGACGGACCUCAAUUACGGAGAGACAGACCGACUUCCCUCAUCUAUUACCCAGCAACAGCCUCACGCCCAGUCAUAGUAACUUCAUUCAAAAGAACAGAUUCGUCUUUAUCUGUGAAAGAAAAGUCGAAUGAACGUUUUCCAAAACAAAGACCAUUAUCUGCAUUUCCUCACGCCAAUAGUGAAUUUUCAGCAGAAAAACAAAACACCAGACUGCAGCCAAGACCAUUUAGUGAUCAUCCCUUUGUUGUAAGAACUCUGUCCGUUAAAGAUCGGAGAAAGAUGCUAAACCUGGCUCCUGUUCGAAAUCAGGAAACAUCAGAAGGAUUUAAAAAAUUCAAAACUGUCCACCCCAAUCUCUCACUAGAACAUUAUUUGAACUUAGUAGUGCCACAUCGGCAAACUCGAUCUAGCAGCAACUCAACAACACACAGUUUAAAUGCAACGAACGAGAUGGAAGAAAAAAACACAAAGCCUGCUUUACACAAAAAGAAUAUACAGUUAAAUUUAGAUGGUCCAGGUGAUCCUUGGACACCUAAAUUUGAAAUGAAACGUAGUUUAAGCAGAGGUGCUAUAAAUCUCCCUAGACAUUAUAUUUAUAGUGCAGGACAUUCACGGAAACGAUCAACAUCUACUCCGGAUUCAUUAGGUGCGAAACAGUGGCCUAACAGAUCGGAGCUAACUUUAUCACGUGCAAACACAUAUCAUGACAACAUUGAUAAUGAACUGUCAGUGAACGUAUUGUCUUCCAGUCGAACAAACCCUCCAAACGUACAACGGGUAUAUGGCCAGCGAUUUAGAUGUUGUGAACGUAUUCAUGCUUUGAUAAACAAUGAAGAUUUAGAUAAAAAGUCUAAAGAUAGACACAUAAAAUUGUCAGUUGAUAAUAUGAAAUGUGACAAAACUAAUCCUGUGUCUUUUGGCUCGUUCGGAAUUCGAAAAGGCAUGUCAAGAGAAGAUAAUCCAGUUUCAUUAUCGUGUAUGUAUAAGCUUAAACGAGAUAGGCAACGUCGAUUUAACAUUUCAUUGGUGAAAUAAGAAGACUAAGGGAUACAGAUCAAUAUAAGAGAGUGAGAAAAUAAUCAUUUGUCUUUCACUCAUUGACAUAUUAUAAAAACAUUUAUUAAAAUAUUUAUUGAUA
Mytilus californianus (California mussel) is the source of this 2606-nucleotide messenger RNA. RefSeq lists its product as uncharacterized. The coding region runs from base 536 to 2503 and encodes 655 amino acids. Lineage: Eukaryota; Metazoa; Mollusca; Bivalvia; Mytilida; Mytilidae. The transcript is spliced from 8 exons. The record is from RefSeq and is a predicted model, not a curated record.